CACGAUGCACGCGCUCGCGCGAGGUGGGCGCCCGCCCCGUGCUGCUGGCGCCCGAGGAUGCCGACAUGCACUACGGGCUCGCGAAGCGGGUGGGCGAGGGCGAGGUCGAGUGGCUGCGGCGCGGGUUCCGCGACGAGGAUUUGACGAGUUUGGGGAGGGAGGACGUCGAGGGCGUGGUUGAUGCUGUGUUUGUGACGCUGGGGGGAAAGGAUCCGCUGAGCACGCAUAUCUCGACGCUGUGCCGCCGGCUGCGCAUCCCCGUCAAUGUCGCCGACGCGCCCAAUCUCUGCUCCUUCACGCUGCUCUCGACGCACACGGACGGGCCGCUCCAGGUCGGCGUCACCACCUCGGGCAAGGGCUGCAAGCUGGCGUCGCGCAUCCGGCGCGAAAUCGCGGCGUCGCUGCCGUCAGAGCUCGGACAGGCCGUCGAGCGCCUAGGCACGAUGCGCCGGCGGAUAUGGGAGGAGGACCACGCGGCGGAGCUGGCCAUGGACCUAGACGCCGAGGAGGAGGAUGCCGGCCAGUCGGCUGCGUUCAAUAAGCUCGUCACGCCCGAGGACGCCGAGGCUGCCCGCGGCCGCCGCAUGCGCUGGCUCGCCCAGAUCUGCGAGUACUGGCCGCUGCGGCGGCUGGCGGGCAUCACGGACGAGGACGUCUCGGCCGUGCUGCGCAGCUACACUGCGUCGGAGCGGUCGGGGCUCGACCCGGCGGCCGUGGACAUGCGGCACCGCCGCGGACGCAUCAUCCUCGCGGGUUCGGGGCCAGGUAACCCCGACCUGCUGACCCGGGCCACGCACAAGGCCAUCCUGGCCGCGGACCUCAUCCUCGCGGACAAGCUGGUGCCGGCGCCCGUGCUGGACCUGAUCCCGCGCCGCACCGCCGUAUACAUCGCGCGCAAGUUCCCAGGCAACGCGGAGAAGGCGCAGGAAGAGCUGCUGCAGAUGGGGCUGGAGGGCCUGCGGGCCGGCAAGACAGUCGUGCGCCUCAAGCAGGGCGACCCGUACAUCUACGGCCGCGGCGCCGAGGAAUUCGACUUUUUCCGCGCGCAGGGCUAUGCGCCCGUCGUGCUGCCGGGCAUCACGAGCGCGCUGUCGGCGCCCCUUUUCGCCGGCAUCCCCGCCACGCACCGCAGCGUUGCGGACCAGGUGCUCGUGUGCACGGGGACGGGGCGCGCCGGCGCGGCGCCCGACCCCCCGCAAUACCGCGCCGCCAGCACCGUCGUCUUCCUCAUGGGGCUGCACCGCCUCGCGGACUUGGUGGGCAGCUUGACGGCCGCCAAGGCCGCGUGGCCCGUUGACACGCCGUGCGCGAUUGUGGAGCGCGCGAGCUGUCCGGACCAGCGCGUCGUGCGCACGACGUUGGAGUAUGUGUGUGCGGCGUUUGAAGAGGAAGGGAGCCGCCCGCCCGGGCUGCUGGUUGUGGGCAAGGCGUGUGAGGUGCUUUGGUCUGCUGGGGGGCAGAAGUGGGUGGUUGAGGAUGGGUUCAAGGGGUUGGAUGGGCUGGGAGUGGAGGGGGAUUUGGGGUUGUUGCAGGAGGCGGAGGGGCCGGUGACGGCGACGGCGUGAGGGAGACGUGGUGCUUUGCUUUUUUUCUUUUUUUUUUUCUUCUUUUGAUUCUUUGCGUGCAUGGAUGGCGUUUUAUAUUGGUGGACGGGUGGUUGCAUGGGCGGUGUUGGGAUACCACGGAGGGAGGGAUUUUACGCUGAUGUGUGUAGUACAUACCUAGGUAUAAAAACAAUCGUGCCUAUCUACCUACGAAACAACCAUCACCGUCGCGUCGCGGCUCAAAAAGGCCCGUCGAUCCCCGUCCGGGGAAGCCGGUACGGUAUCUUAUCGGAGCUCCCCCAAGCUCCCCAUGAUCCCAUCCCCCA
Molecule: messenger RNA, 1870 nt
Organism: Aplosporella prunicola CBS 121167
Lineage: Eukaryota; Fungi; Ascomycota; Dothideomycetes; Botryosphaeriales; Aplosporellaceae
Exons: 2
Coding region: 66-1565 (499 amino acids)
Biological process (GO): sulfate assimilation; siroheme biosynthetic process
Molecular function (GO): uroporphyrin-III C-methyltransferase activity
Source: RefSeq, a predicted model, not a curated record